AUGAGCAACUGGUGUGGCCAGCCCGUCCUCGUCAAGUCGGUCGACAGCACCAAGCCGGCAGCGGAACAGGACGUCAUGCGCCAGAAGCUCACGGCCGAAAUCACGUCCAUGGCGCGCAUGACGCACCCCAACAUUGUCGCGUUCCUGGGCUUUUCGAUGACGCCGACCAACGAAUUGUGCUGCGUCACCGAGUAUGUCGAAGGCCGGACGCUGCGACACCUCCUUAGCACGCCCAAGGCGUUUGCCAAGCUGUGCUGGUCGUCCAGCAAGCUCUCGCUUGCCAUGGACAUUGCAUCGGCCCUCGCCGCGAUGCACGCGCUCAAGCCGACGCUCAUCCACCGCAACGUCAAGGCGUCCAAAACCGGCUUUGGCGCCGCGCGCGACCAAACCUUCGAGUACGACAUGACAAGCGGCGUCAGCGAUCUGCAGUGGUCGGCGCCCGAGCUGCUCAUGGACGGCGAAGACUACAACGAAAAGGUCGACGUCUACGCGUUCGGCAUGCUCUUGACAGAGAUCGACACGGGCGAGAUCCCGUUUGCGACGGAAAUGGCGUCGAUGAAGCAAGCGGAGCUCGCCAUGAAGCUCGCCGCCGGUGCGAUCCGACCCAAGCUCUCGUCGUCGUGCCCGAUGCGCAUCCAGAAGAUCGCGCUUUCGUGUCUCCAACACGACAAGCACCUGCGACCAACCAUCGCCACGAUCUUGCGCCAUCUGCAGCAGGUUCAGCUCUCGACUUUGGUACCAAGUAGCAGUCGAUAG
Messenger RNA from Saprolegnia parasitica CBS 223.65, 756 nucleotides. Its product is annotated as TKL protein kinase. The transcript has 2 exons. Gene Ontology annotation, molecular function: protein kinase activity; ATP binding. Bases 1 to 756 code for a protein of 251 amino acids. The record is from RefSeq and is a predicted model, not a curated record. Gene Ontology annotation, biological process: protein phosphorylation. Lineage: Eukaryota; Oomycota; Saprolegniomycetes; Saprolegniales; Saprolegniaceae.